AUGACAUCUGCUGCCUUCAAUGCUGAGCUGGUAAUAUCACAUCUCGAGAAAGCGUGUGUAGAAGACGGUGAUGUUCGCUUACUUGAUUACAUUGAAGCUUAUCGAGAACUGAACAAAUUGUUUGCAUCGUUUGGAAAAAUUUUUACUUUUGUCGAAAGCGAUGUUCGAACCAAAGAGCAAAUAUUAGACAAUUAUUGCACCGAAGAUAGCGAACAUUAUGUAACGGUUAAAUCUAUGGUUAACUGGGAAAUAAAGGAUGGCAUUCCACCAAAAAAAGAAGGGUCUAGAACUUUACUUCGACUUCAUCGAGCUUUAGAGUUCCUCAGUGAAUUUCUGGCCGACUUAAAAGAUCCAAAAAAAGGUGACCAGCUUUCUACAUUAUGCAGAGAAAGCUACGGACGGACACUGGCAAAGUAUCAUAGUUUUAUUAUCAGAAAUGCUGUUGCACUUGCAAGCUUUACCUUGGGUUCAAGAGAAGCGUUCAUAAAAAAUUUGGCUUCACAAAGUAAUGUGGUUAACCCGUCAGAGGAGCAGAUCACCGAAACUAUUGAUAGACUUAUUUCUGCCUCUAAAAUUGUCUACCAAAGAGUUCAAGUCAUUUACAGCGAUAAUCAACUGCUUGAUCUGCCUUAG
Enterobius vermicularis (human pinworm) is the source of this 633-nucleotide messenger RNA. The record is from the annotation of a GenBank genome assembly. NCBI's taxonomy places the organism in Eukaryota, Metazoa, Nematoda, Chromadorea, Rhabditida, Oxyuridae.